AUGUGGUGCAAAAAACUUGUUCUGGAAAUUGUUUGCAGAUUACCUUUAGGCGAGAGAGAAUACUUUUUUCUACUAUUCUACAGAGUGCUCGGUUACUCUACUAGUAUUCUUUUCUUUUUUCAGACUGGAAAAUGUAUUUGUCGAGCUGGAUUCUAUGGCCCACUCUGUAAGAGGCAAUGUCCAAUUGGAUUUUAUGGUCCGAGUUGUGCCAAGAAGUGUCAGUGCGCCAACGGAUUUCGCUGUGACGCUGUCACGGGCGACUGCGCUAAGAAAUGUCCUCCUGGAUAUACUGGAGAAUCCUGUGAUACAGACGAACCCUGUUCGGGUGGAGUUCGAGCCCCACUUCAUUUUUUGUGCUCUGGUGGAUUCGUUGCAGAUUUCAGGUUUCAUGUUGCACUUAGUGCUGUUACAGUUUGUGCACCUGGUACCUAUGGCUACGAUUGCGAGCAACGUUGCAGUUGUUUCGAACCAGACCAACCGAAAGCAUGUCACCAUGUCACCGGCACCUGUUCAUGUCUUCCUGGACUUACUGGAGUGAUGUGUGAUACGCCCUGUCCGGCUGGUGCUUAUGGUCCGAACUGUGCAUACGAGUGUGCCUGUCAAAAUGGAGCGGAGUGCAACACCAAAGAUGGUUCCUGUAUUUGUCCACCUGGCUUCUAUGGAGCAAGUUGCAGCGAAGGUUAG
Molecule: messenger RNA, 684 nt
Organism: Angiostrongylus costaricensis
Lineage: Eukaryota; Metazoa; Nematoda; Chromadorea; Rhabditida; Metastrongylidae
Source: the annotation of a GenBank genome assembly